Messenger RNA from Solea solea (common sole), 2728 nucleotides. Its product is annotated as glucose-6-phosphate 1-dehydrogenase. The transcript is spliced from 13 exons. Lineage: Eukaryota; Metazoa; Chordata; Actinopteri; Pleuronectiformes; Soleidae. The record is from RefSeq and is a predicted model, not a curated record. Gene Ontology annotation, molecular function: NADP binding; glucose-6-phosphate dehydrogenase activity. The coding region runs from base 226 to 1770 and encodes 514 amino acids. Gene Ontology annotation, cellular component: cytosol. Gene Ontology annotation, biological process: pentose-phosphate shunt, oxidative branch; glucose metabolic process.
UGAAACUGUGUUCGUUCAUUAACAACACUGUGUCUAACUGUAUGUCUCGAGCCAACAUGGACGAAUAGAAAAAUAGCGACGAGUUUUUAAAUGUUAGCUUGUGUUGUGUUGAUAUGUUAGCCCACGGUGCACGGCUUCACCGCGGUGUUGUGCAGCGAAGUUGAGCCCUCUAAAUACGGGAUUUGGUGGUGGAGGAUUUGGCUAAUAUCAUUACAGUUUGAAAAAAUGAGCAACAUCCCCCUCUCUCGCUCCGAGGUGUUUGGAGAGCUGAGGCAGGAGCUGUACGAUGAUGAGGAGUUUCAUCAGACUGACGUUCACGUCUUCUUCAUCAUGGGAGCAUCGGGGGAUCUGGCUAAGAAGAAAAUCUACCCAACUCUGUGGUGGUUGUUCAGAGACGGCCUCCUCCCUGAGCAGACGUAUUUUGUAGGAUUUGCUCGCUCUAACAUGACAGUAGAUGCAAUCCGAGCUGCUUGCUUGCCAUACAUGAAGGUGACGGAUACAGAGGCAGAGCGAGUGUCGGCCUUCUUCAGCAGAAACACGUACAUCAGCGGGAAAUACGAUGACGCAAGUUCCUUCUCUAACCUCAACACGCACGUCUUGUCUCUGCCUGGAGGACCCAAGGCAAACCGUCUUUUUUACCUGGCCCUGCCACCCACCGUCUACCACAAUGUUACAGAAAACAUUAAGCACCACUGUAUGAGCACAAAUGGGUGGAACCGGGUAAUAGUAGAGAAGCCAUUUGGACGAGACCUUCAGAGCUCUGAGGAGCUGUCGGCUCACCUCUCCUCCCUCUUCUCUGAAGACCAGAUCUACCGCAUAGAUCACUAUCUGGGCAAAGAAAUGGUGCAGAAUCUUAUGGUGCUCAGGUUUGGGAACCAGAUUUUUGGGCCAAUCUGGAACAGAGACAGUGUGGCCUGUGUCGUCCUCACCUUUAAAGAACCGUUUGGCACUCAGGGACGAGGGGGCUACUUUGAUGAUUUUGGCAUCAUCCGUGAUGUCAUGCAGAACCACUUGCUCCAGAUGCUCUGUCUGGUUGCCAUGGAGAAGCCAACGUCCACCAGCUCUGACGAUGUCAGGGAUGAAAAGGUGAAGGUGCUGAAGUGCAUCUCUCCAGUGACCAUGUCAGAUGUGGUGCUGGGCCAGUAUGUUGGGGAUCCUGACGGUGAGGGAGAGGCUAAACAAGGUUACCUCGAUGAUCCCACAGUUCCCAAAGGAUCAACACAGGCCACCUUUGCCACCACUGUGAUCUAUGUGCGCAACCAUCGCUGGGAUGGGGUUCCUUUCAUCCUUCGCUGUGGUAAAGCUCUGAACGAGAGGAAAGCUGAGGUGCGGCUGCAGUUCAAAGACGUUCCGGGAGACAUUUUUGCGAAACAGUGUCACAGGAAUGAGCUGGUUGUGCGUGUGCAGCCCAAUGAAGCCAUCUACGUCAAGAUGAUGAGCAAAAAACCCGGCGUGUACUUUAGCCCAGAGGAAACUGAGCUGGACCUCACCUACAGGAGUCGAUACAAGGACGUGAAGCUUCCUGAUGCUUACGAGCGCCUCAUCCUCGACGUCUUCUGCGGGAGUCAGAUGCACUUUGUACGCAGUGAUGAACUACGGGAAGCAUGGAGGAUCUUCUCGCCUCUCCUCCACCAGAUAGACAACGACAAGCCAAAACCGGUUCCGUACAAAUAUGGGAGCCGAGGCCCAGCAGAAGCAGACGAGCUUUCAAAGAGAGUUGGAUAUCGCUAUGCCGGCACGUACAAAUGGGUCAAUCCUCACCGAUUGUAGAAGGGUGGAGCGUCGGGAUAGUAGGAAGGGUGGGGUAGUGUCAGCGAGUCAUGUCAUGUUUUAGUAUUGGAGUGCCUUUUGAGGAAGAAGAGUGUUCCACGAGGUGAAUCCAUCACAUUGGCAGCAUAACAAGAAGCUAUUUGAAGAAAACAAACAAAACAAACUCAGGUGUAGCAGAUAUUCCAUGGUGCCAGAUCAUCAAACUGUUUUACAUUAUACUACAAUGUUUUGGUACUCUCUGUUCUCCAUUAAUUCACAGCAGCUUACCUAAUUUUAAUUUAAAGGUUGGAUCAAGUGAGUAGCAAAGAGAACAAAAAAAUUCAGGAUGUUUAGGAAAAGCUUUAAGUGGCUCUGUGCUACCGUCUCUGCUUAAUAGACCUUUAUUUGUCAGGAUGGUUUAAUGGACGGCUAACGAGAACAGAGUGCAGUGACAACAAAACAGUCUGAGUCUGCACUCUGCCAAAGAUGGGAGUGGAAGUGGACAGAGCAGAGACGAUGAUUGUCCACCUGUUGUCGCGCUUAUUAACCAUUUGAUUAUAGUACCUUUUGUGCUUUGGCUGCAUUUACUGAUCUUUAAGCUUUGCUGACAGGGAGUUGAAGUUAUUUAUACAGCUUGUAUUACUGGAUGUUUCAUUCCUCCACCUGGGACCAAGGAGAAGGUGCAGUUUCACUUUAAAACAUUUACACUGAAAUAGUCUUAUCUUAUCGUGUCAUUCUGGACCAGGAAAGUUGGCUUUUUUGUUUUGUUUAGUAGCCUCCCUCUCAACUAGUCCCUUAUUGAUAUUUAGCAAAGUUUAAUUUUCUCUUGUUUUCCUUUAUUUCAUAGACAGCAGUCAUCUCUGUUACAGGUCAUCAGUGAAUGUCUUUUGUAAGGUCCAACUGCAUACUAUUACUGUUAACUGUACACUAAUGUUAAAUUAGCUCUAUUUCCACAACUUGUAAUAAACAAUUUACCUUG